AUGUCGGGGUUCAUCACGCUGACCUGGACCAUGAGCAAUGAUUCGCCUGUUCUAACAAGUCUGACCGACAACUCCACCGAUGUGCCUGUAUCUGCAGGCCAGGUGGAGAACUAUGUGUUGCUGUUGGUGCUGCUGAGUGUUUUUGCUGGGGGGACGCUGGUGCUGCUCUCCCUGCUGCUCCUCUUCUGUCACCGCUGCUGCAUGGGAGGACGACGCUACUCCAGAGCCAGCGAUGACCUCGAGAAGACAAACACCACCUAUGCUGAGGACUCUCAGCCCACCCAAGAGAUCACCAUUCUUCUGGAUGAAUCAGACGCUCUCUCAGCUUCAAGCUGUCACGAUGGAGAGUCAGAACGAUUCGUCUCAACCGGAUCUACUGGCCGCAGAGUCUCCUUCAAUGAAUCUGCACUUUAUGAACAGGAGAAGACAACUCAGGAUAAGGGACGCAGGUACACUCUGACUGAGGGAGACUUCCACCACCUGAAAAAAGCCAGGCUGACCCACCUUCACCUUCCUCCAGCUCCAUGCGAUUUAAAGAUCCUCACCAUCAUGGAGUGUGACUCAACAGAGAGUAGCACUGUCAACAUCAGUGAGGCUGGCGCUCCCAAACUGCCCUUGACAAUCUAUCGGCCCACUGACAGAAGAGUCCCUGACUGGAAGGGACAGAGCCUGAGUGGAGGUCUGCCAGGAGACCCACAUCACUCAACUAUCCUGGACCAGGGCCACAGACCGGCCUCAUCAGUCCUGAAGCCACAACACACACGCUCCCAGACAUUGGAGGCUGUCAGGGGAGAGAAUGAGGGUGAGAGGACCAUGAGAGGAGAGUUGACUCAAGCUCUGGGACAAAGUUCAGUUCUGCAUUUCUUCAGUAAACUGCGGCGCCAUGCAAGUCUGGAGGGGGCAGGACCUUACUUCAGGAGGUGGAAGUUUGACAGCAGUCACAGAGCUGCUAGCUUGGAUGCUAAAGGGUCUCCCAAGAGAAGGCCCUUUCAGAGACAGAGAGCAGCAAGUGAAACCACGGAUCACACUGAUGAAGACUCUUCUCCUCUUGAGGUUGAGGUUGUCGAAUCUUUCCCACCAACUCCCAAUCAGAUGAGUGGCCUCCAGGCACUCUCUGCAGAGUCUCUGUCUCAUCCUGCCACUGCACCCACAUCAUCUGUCUUCCUCAGCAGGCUACAACUGGAGGCCAUGGAGGAGGUAGGUGGCAGCAACAGUGUUAGAAAAGAAGAUCCCUGUUCACCAAUUAAUGAUUGUCAAGCCCAGAAGCAAGAGGAAGCCACAGCAAAUGGUACUGGAGUAGAAAAAGAAACAAAGUUUGGUGCAGGUAUAAAAUCAGAAGCAGCAGGGGGCGAAGCAGAAUCUGCAGAAGAAGAUGACUUGUUUGGGGAACAAAGAGACGUCGCCGUACACGAGAGGUUUGAAGACCUAUUGAGUAAAACUGAGGACACAAGAAACGCUAGUGUGACAUUUGAUUCAAGGAAAAACACUGAGGUGGAAGUAGAUGAUGGAGAUGAGAUGGUGUUUGGAGCUCAAGCCAGACAACGAACGGACUCUGGCUCCUCUCUUACCUUCAUGAUUCGCCAGGAGAGUUCUGAAGCCCCUCCCUCCCUCUAUAGAGACAUUUGGAGCUUGCGAGCCUCUCUGGAGCAGUAUGCCUCCUCGGACCAGAGCAGCACAGACCGGGAGUCCAUCCGCAGUGACGCUGACAGCGUUUCAUCCCUUGGUGGUGCAGGAGCUCGCUCUGGCUUAGACAGCUGCUUGUCCCAAGACCUGGACGAUGAGCCUGAAGGAGAAGGGGAGGGAGAGGGGUUGGAGGGGGGGAUCAGAGGGGCAUCGGGUGGUGACAGUGAGGUGGGAAGUGGAGCUGGAGGGGAAGGAGAGGUAGGCAAUCGCAAGCUCCUUCAGAUGGACAGUGGCUAUGCUUCUAUUGAGGCGCCAUCAAGGGCCCCUGAGGAAAUGCGACUUUUUGGGGCUCCUGGAGCUCCUCGAGGGAAGACAGCGUCUGAAAGAAGGUUGUUCUUCACCAGCUCAGGGAGAAAAGGUUCAGUGUGUGAGAGCAUUGAAGCCCGGCUGUUUCAGGAGGAGCUGGAGGAUGAAAUGACAGACGGCCCAGGGACAGAGAAGAAGCUCAAGGACCGAUCUCAAAGUAGUGGCCCCUCUCUGAUCCUUCAAGAACCACAUCAAUUUCUGAAGUCCCUCCAUCCUCAAAAACCUCUUGAGUCUCAAUCCCAGCUUAUGUCUCCACUUACUAAGCCAAUCCAGCAGCCCUGUAGUCCACAUAAACCUCGUCUCCGCCGUCGUGACUACAGCAUCGAUGAAAAGACAGACGCUCUUUUCAACGAGUUCCUCCGUCAUGAUCCACGAUUUGAUCAGCAGGAUUCUCCUCUGCGCACCCGGCACCGUUCCAGGGUUCACCUCCGGAAACAAUGGCAGAGACACAAGCAAUACAGCGACCCAGGGUCAAGUGCUGGUGGAAGGUACUCCCCCUCAUUGGAGAGGCAGAGGUUUACUCCAUUGCGGAGAGGUGACAGCGCAGGAUACCCUCUGGACACCAGGUAUCACAGCACACUAUCACGCAUUGCAAGUGCGGCUGACGAAGAAGCCAGUGAGGUUGCGGCUUGUGAAGAAGCAGCCAAAGAGAGCACAAAGAACAAAGAUCCAUCAAGUGAAGGAGCCCCAGGGGACGCCACAAAAAGUACAGCCAACUCAACCUCUGAAGGCAAUGACACUACAAAGAGCCGCACAGGAUCGACCGGUGAUGCUGUAGGCUGCCAAGUCUCCACAAUAAAGGAGACAGAUAGCACAACAAGCCAGACUUUGACCAGUGUCACUACACAGAAGAGCUUCAUGGAUCCAAGAGUCAACAACAGGAACAACAACAGUAGUCAAGCGAUCCUGUCAGAGAUUUCCCUGCAGACAGAAAGCAGCCUGACAGACAAGCUGGUUGUGUCAGUGGAAGAGAGGCUCUACGGCGACUUACGCACUGCUGAGAAGCUUAGCCAGGGAGGAACUGAGGGCGUGCUUACCAUGACCAACACAGCCUCACCUGGCUUCAAUCCCACAUAACCUGAUAUCAAUCUGCAUCAACUUUAAUUUAAAUCUAUUUGUCCAGAGACAACAGACUGGAACAAAGUUGUCUAAAACACUUAAAACAUGUUAGGUACUUGGUCAUUCUGCAUCCUUUACACUUGGACAAACCCUCAGAUAAACACUCAUAGCUGAUGCAAAACACAGGUAUACUCUAGAGCAGGGGUUCCUAAAGUAUGGGUCAGGACCCCCAGGGGGGUCGCGAGACACAAAUGGGGGGUCAUGAGAUGUCUUGAAGAAUGUUUUUUUUUUUUAAAGUUAUCUAAAAAAUAGCACAUUUUACCCAUUAUAGUAAAAAAAAUAUGGACAAAAUAGUAGCUAAUCUUGAAAUAAAACCUUGAAAAUAGAAAAUGUAAUGAGUUGUCUGCCUUUCUUUUUACCAGAUGACUCCUAAGUUUAGAGUUAGUGAACAGUUAUUUAUCAAAAGCAUCAGUAGCAGUAGGUUAAUUCAUAAAGGCACAGGAAACACAGCCACAUGCUCAUAUAGGUAGGCUAAUUUACUGCAGACCAGCUAAAUGAAGCCACAUUAAAUCUCUUUGAGGGACAGUGGGGGUCCCGAGUCUUUGGCACCUAUAUUUUUUGGGUCACGGGCUGAAGAGUUUGGUAACCCCUGCUCUAGAGAACAGAUGUAUCUUUUUGAUGGCCAGUUUCUUCCAGUGUUUCCAUUCAGAAUUUAAUUUCAACUGUGACUCCAUGUGACAUGUGAUGCCCCCGUGUUUCUUUUUUUAUUUACCAGUAAUACUUCUAGACCCAAAUGCACAUAUUCCAUAGCUUUGAAAAUAUAGGCUCUGCAGAAAAAAAAAGAAUAUUUUCAGACUUGACUGUGAAUCUUCAGCAUGCUUCUCUGUGUCCAAACAAAGUUUAUGUGAAUAGUGUACAGAUUUAACUUUGAAAACAUGAACUACUUUGAUGGAAAGAAAUAGAAUGAGGGGGGUUCUGCCAACUAUUGUUCUCAUAUUCAGACCAUAUCCUCCUCAAGUGUCCUUGUCACAACCACCAUGAGGGAAUGUGACUUCAUAAAGAAUUGUGGUUUCGGGUUUUAGAACAUUAUUAGAAAGAAAAAACAUUUCUUUAGAGCUCUCAUCACUCAUAUAACUCACACUUUCUGCCAACACAGCACUGAAAACAAAUGUAUCAAAGAUGUUUAUACUCAAAUUACCCAUAGAUUUGUGUUUAAUUUAUCCCACUUAGUCAUCAGAACAAGGCAAAACAAGAAAAUAGAAGGUAUCCAGGAGCUUCCGUGGGCUCGGCUUAGUGUUUGUAUCACUGCUGGGACUCUGAUGAGGGGGAGACUGAUGGAUGAUACUUUAAAGGACUGACACAGGAGCCUCUCAGGCUUUUACACAGAUGGUCCACAGACAGAGAGUUGAGGCUGUGAAUGCGGAGGCUGAAACUGAAUAGCAGUAACACUGUUGGCUUGACGAUCCAAUCAGAAAAGGAUACGCUCACUCUGUAUUAAUCAGGUCUGGCAAUGUUAUGUAUGUCUUGGUCAUAACAAAUGCCAUACAAACAAAACCAAUCAUAAAAAUCACACAUCACAAUUUGCCUUUUCUGGGUGCAAAGGCUGACCGAAGUUUGUUUUGAGUGAAUCCCACAUCGCUCUGCUGCUGUAAACACACACACCAGAGAACAAGAUAUGUUGAUCCACAGCUGAAAAUACUUUCCUAAUACUUCAGGUCUCAUGGUUGUUGGAGUCACAUGUGAGACAAAAAGCAGUGCCCAACUUAUAAGACAAUAUUAAGGUUUUCUUUAAAGUAAAUAUUUACGACUCAUUUGUCAAGAUUUAUCUUAAGUAGGAAUCACAAACAUAUUGGUUUAGUUUUCAUGACUUUUGUUAUUACAAAAAGAACAAACACAUGCACAUACAUACUGCCAGCUUUACUCUGAACCUGAAAUUCUGCAGGUAUAUUUGGUCUUAACAUGUUAAAUCUUGCAAUCUCAUAGGUGUAAUAGCUUUUCUCGCUCUCUCUAACCCAAUAUGGAUAUAAAGUGUAAUUAAUCAUCUUUAUCCAUGUCAAAUUGCAUCUCUUCAACACGAGAGCAUUGCUUCAUUUUACAUGACAGACUGUCUCAUGGGAAAACUGGAAUAGGUACAGCUUGUCCCUCUCUCCCUCUCUCUCUCUCUCUCAAACACACAAACACAAGAGGUUGAGCUACAGAACAUGAACAUGUGCAUCUUAUGAAACUCAUGUAUUUGUUAUCAUUCAUGAUGAACCACCUGCUUUAUUAUAAAACAGAUGAGCAAUGCAGAUCAUUCUAAUGUCUUGCAGACUUGAGAGGCUAGACCUUGUGGGACCAACUGAGGUAAAUAUUGUUUUUGGUCUGAAAUCUUUUCUGAAUAAAAAAUAAAA
This is a messenger RNA of Notolabrus celidotus (New Zealand spotty), 5438 nucleotides long. Its product is annotated as voltage-dependent calcium channel beta subunit-associated regulatory protein-like. Gene Ontology annotation, molecular function: transmembrane transporter binding. Lineage: Eukaryota; Metazoa; Chordata; Actinopteri; Labriformes; Labridae. Gene Ontology annotation, cellular component: secretory granule; plasma membrane. Gene Ontology annotation, biological process: negative regulation of calcium ion-dependent exocytosis; negative regulation of voltage-gated calcium channel activity. The record is from RefSeq and is a predicted model, not a curated record. The transcript is spliced from 10 exons. The coding region runs from base 1 to 3066 and encodes 1021 amino acids.